Gongylonema pulchrum is the source of this 1173-nucleotide messenger RNA. NCBI's taxonomy places the organism in Eukaryota, Metazoa, Nematoda, Chromadorea, Rhabditida, Gongylonematidae. The record is from the annotation of a GenBank genome assembly.
UUGCUAAAUCAAGCAGCGGAAAGGCAGAAGCCCUACUGGUUACUUUCACAGAUGGAAGCAGCCGGAUUAACUUCCACCAUAAAAGCGCAGAAUUCCGUGAAUGGGUGGGAAGAUGCGCCAAUUCAGCGCCUGUGCUACAGCUCAGACUUACCGUACCAGUGCAUAACUUCGAAUUUGAUCAAAAAUCUUCUCUCAACUCUGGAAAAAUUCGACGCGCGUCAAGCAAAACCCCGAAAUGCGCCUUACUCAUCAGCUGAUGCAUACUUUGAAAAUUACACGAAUUUUGAACCGGCAACGUGUACUCUACAGAGGACUCAAGAAUUUCAGACGCAGCCUUUACUCAAAAAGCCAGUGGUUUCUAACUGUAAGCCACAAGUUGAGGAAACCCCGGUUCAAAGUCAGACUACGAUUCCGGAUGAAAGAACGCAGCAUACACACUUGAACUCACCGACAGAAGUUAUUUUUGAGACUCGAGCACGUAAUUUUGAUGGAUCGAGUGCGCAUGGGACUUCCAAGCAGCAAGAACAACAGCAAAAUUCACUGAGACAAGAACUAACGCCUAAAACCGAAGCAAAUACUCCUUCAAAGCAGGAGGUGGUCUCGACGGCGCUUGAGUUAAAGCCUGAGAUGAUAGAACUUGAAAUCAGUAAAAGUGUUAGGUCGAAGAAAAAGACGCCGAAAGAGCAGAUCAGUAAGCUGAAUAUGAAAUCUAUCCUGAAGAAAACUUUUGCAAAGACCGAGGCGCUUUUUGCAAAGAAUGAGAAUAAGCCUGAGACAGUGCGCCUAAGUGAACCCUCACAUGUUCAACAUUCACACCAUACCACAUCUCAGAAAACACAGGAGGCAGCUGGGGAAUCUCAGCACUGGCAAGUCGUGAAGGCUCAACACCAGUUUAAUGCUCCUGAAGAAAUAGACAAGCCAGCGCAGCACUUUAUAAAUGGGCUAACUACCUCUGAUUCGGAAGCAUGUCAACCCAGUACAAGUUUCCAGCAAACUGAUGACGUGCAUGAAACUAUUGCCCAGCUCAAACCGUUGCCGGAACUCGAGAAACAAGCUUUGGAAUGUAAACCACGUGUGGACACUACAGCGACUGGCGCAACUGCGUGGAACACGAAUGUAAGGGGCGAAAGCAAAUCAAGGACUGCCGCUCUAAGCCGUCUAGCAGAUGAGUAA